AUGGAUCCUGAUGAUACAUCAUAUGACGGUUACGAGGAGGAUGCAUACUAUGAUGAUGAUUACGAUGACUACAACAACUAUGCUGAUGUUAUCGGUACUGACUCGAAUCCAAACCACUUUGCAGGUCGCAGUCAGAAAAGUUGCACCAUACUGAAGGACGAAGAUAUUAGCCAACGUCAAGAGGCUGAUAUCACGAGAAUUUCAACUGUGCUCUCUAUAUCAAGGAACGAAGCAAGCAUCCUCCUUCGUGUCUAUGGUUGGAGUUUUAGCAAAGUAGAGGAUGAAUGGUUUGGUAACGAAGAGGAGGUACGUAAAGCUGUUGGCUGGUUGCAUGACGAGGUAGUUACUAUGGACCAUACUUCUGAGGGUAGAAUUACUUGUAAGAUAUGUUACGACAGUUCUGAAGAAUUUACUUCCCUUUCUUGUGGUCAUCCUUUUUGUAAUGAGUGCUGGUCAAGGUAUUUUCAAGUAAGUAUUGAUGAUGGUCCUGGGUGUUUGAUGCUGAGAUGCUCUGAACCAUCUUGUCGAGUUGUUGUCGAUCAAGAUGUGAUAAAUUUAAUGGUUUGUGAUGAAUAUAACGACAAGUACUUGAGGCACCUUUUUAGAUCCUAUGUGGGAGUGAGCGAAGCCAUUAAGUGGUGUCCUGCUCCUGGGUGCAAGUUUGCUGUGGAGUUUGAUCAAUAUAAGAGUGAAAGUUUUGAUGUUUUGUGUGAUUGCUCAUAUGGGUUUUGCUGGAAUUGCUUGGAGGAGUCUCACCGUCCUGUGAACUGCGAAACGGUGAGAAAGUGGUCUAUUAAAAACAGCGACGAGGCAGAGAACGUGAAUUGGAUACUGGCUAAUUCCAAGCCAUGUCCAAAAUGCAGGACUCCAAUCGAGAAGAACAAAGGCUGUAUGCAUAUGACAUGUAGGCUACCUUGCAAAUACGAAUUUUGCUGGCUUUGCCUAGGCGAUUGGCGGGAUCACAAACAUUAUUAUUCUUGUAAUAAGUAUGAGACGGGUAAGAAAUCUGGGGAAUAUGAUGAGGAUGAGAUGAAGAAAGAGAUGGCGAAGAAAUUGGUAGAGAAAUACGCUCACUAUUACGAAAGAUGGGCUGCCAAUGAAUCCUCUAGGAGAAAAGCCAUUGCUGAUUUAGACAAACUGCAAGAAAAGCAUCUUGAGAAGCUGAGUGGCAUACAUCUAACACCUGUGACUCAGCUUUCUUUCAUAAUCGAUGCUUGGCUUCAGAUCAUCGAGGCCCGACGAAUUCUGAAAUGGACUUAUGCAUAUGGUUACUACUUACCUGAGAAUGAGGGUGCUAAGAAAAUUCUUUUUGAGCACUUGCAAGGAGAUGCAGAGUCCAAUUUAGAAAGGUUACAUCACUGUGUGGAGGACGAACUGCAACCUUUUAUUGCAGUUGAAGUUACAUCACAAGAGUUCCAGGAUUACUGUGCGAAAUUGAAAAAUAUGACUAGUGUGACCAAAAAUUAUUUUGAGAACCUGGUUAGUGCAUUUGAGAAUGAUCUUGCAGAUGUUGAAUGUCAUGGGGCUUGUACCAACGUGGACGCUGCCGGCUGA
Molecule: messenger RNA, 1554 nt
Organism: Dovyalis caffra
Lineage: Eukaryota; Viridiplantae; Streptophyta; Magnoliopsida; Malpighiales; Salicaceae
Source: the annotation of a GenBank genome assembly